Molecule: messenger RNA, 816 nt
Organism: Penicillium expansum
Lineage: Eukaryota; Fungi; Ascomycota; Eurotiomycetes; Eurotiales; Aspergillaceae
Exons: 2
Coding region: 1-816 (271 amino acids)
Source: RefSeq, a predicted model, not a curated record
AUGGCGUCGCAAAAUGCUCAACUUCCGGGGUUCUCGCUGCCCCUGAACUUUGCUCCACGGCGGAUGUUUCCUUCCGCACUUCAGUACGAGGACUUGGACAUGGAUAUCGGUCGCAUCAAUGUACAUCAGGAUGUCGUGAUGAUGCGAAUCAUCAAUGCAUUCACGGAAAUGCCAGACUGGCACUCCAAGAUAUACGAGUCCGACGAUGGGGCUCUGAAGGAACUGCUGCGGCAAACCGCGGGCGGCGAAGAUGUCACCCCCAAAAUGACAAGCUGGAUCAUCAAGGAACUCCAGUGGAAAGCUGAGAAUUUACUGAAGACCGGAUACACAUUUUUCCUGGAUCCAGGCGUGUUCAAGUCGGAUUCUAUGAUAACAGCCUCUACCACAAAGGCCCUGAAAGAGGCGUCUCGCUCGCUGGGGCCAGCCAGAGGUAACAGCCCACCCGAAAGCAAGAAAAUGAUCUUCAACCCUGUGGAACCUUCAAUAUGUCCUGUUAUCUAUGGACGUACUCUUACUCUUCCAGACCAGACAAUCGGCGUUGACGAUUGCGUGGAUAAGGGGCAAGGAGUCCUUCUUCCAAUCCCACUAGAGGAACAAGCAUACGACCAAUUAGAUAACCAAACAUUUGACCCAGCAUAUGACCAAGCAUUUUAUACAUCCUGGCUGGGACGUUCAAAAAAGGUGAAACCAUUCAGUCGAAGAUUUCAAUGGCUGCCAUGCGACGUGGCGCUAGGUGAAGACGAAACAUGCCACAUUACUUCUUACAUCAACAAUAUUCCCCCCUGGGAGAACCGGGGCCUUUAUGAAACUAUCUAG